Stylophora pistillata is the source of this 2576-nucleotide messenger RNA. RefSeq lists its product as uncharacterized. NCBI's taxonomy places the organism in Eukaryota, Metazoa, Cnidaria, Anthozoa, Scleractinia, Pocilloporidae. The record is from RefSeq and is a predicted model, not a curated record.
UACCUAUUUGGUUCUAAAAACUGUUUUGACAUCUAAUUAUAAUUAUUUUAUCGAAAUUUGCUAAAAUAUGGCAUCCUGGAGGUUAACACGACUUGUAGUCUUAAAUAAAGAGGCGAAAUAAACAGAUUUUUCAAACUUCUUAUGAAUGCUCGCCACCGGCGGUCUAAAUCAGAGAGUGAUUGUCAUUUUUGAAAGAAGCGGCGCAAUCCACAAAUCAUGACUGACACGCACUGAGAGCUGCUGUGAUCAUAUGCUCUGAUGUAUGUGCAGAAUGAUAUGAACCCUAUAAUUAUCUCCUGGCUGUCGUGACUUGUAAUUAUGCGUGUUUACCAAUUGGGGCUUAAUCUGCUGCGACACUAAUCGCGCGGAAUCAAUUUCUUACGCAUUCAUGCAGUUAAGCGUAAUUAUACUAAAGAGUGCUUGAACAGCUUAGCCGUCUCUCAGCUGGAGUGAAAAUAUCCGAUUAAUGCUUCUGCUUGACGUUGGUCGUUAACCGGCAGAGAAAACGUUAGAAUCCAGGGAGUCUGGCAGAGUCGCGCUUCCGAUAAAGAGCUUGCUUUAGUAACUUUAGCUUUAGUUCCUUUUAUAAUUAGCAACUUUAGCAAGAUUCGAAAAGCGUAUCGAGAGUCAAAAUGCGGAAAAGAAUUCCUAUUUACGCAGUCGUUAAACUAAACAUCACAUGGGUAACGCUCAGCAACUUAAGCUCGGGAGUUAACCGAUGAAAGGGUGAAAGACAUUCAUCACCAAAAAGCCAUGUCGGCACGACAGCUCUCAAACAGUCGGAAGAAAAUUGACCCGACGGAACUUGGAAAGAGAAGGUCUAGCGACGGAGGUGGAAAAAACUCGGGAUCAGUUGUGCUUCAGAAUGGUUCAAGUUGGUGUGAAAGGGGUUUUGAUAACGAAACAAUGGCUACUUCACCAAACAGUAGUCAAAGGUUCUUUGACAGUGACGGAGCUGUUCAAAUGAUGACAUUUCAACCCACGUCUCGCGUGAGCAAACAUGAAGAAUCUUGUUAUCAACUGAUUUCCUCUUGUUCGACUAAUCGUAGUAACGCGGUGAAAAGUGGAGCAGAUGAGAAUACAGAAGGUCUGGCGGAUUUUCCAGCACGCAGAGCAAGUUUCCACACUUCCAUUCAAGGUUUAUCUCUGUUGAGAGUGCCUGAUCCUGAGCUCACUGGCCAUAUAAAUUUUUCAGACAGCCAAGCAGAGGACACUACGCGAAUGACAGACGAGCAAAGGAAUAAACUAGAACGUUUGAAGCAACAAAUAUUUUUGGAUAACACUAGGAGAAAGUGGGGCCGAAAACUAAGUGAAAACAAAGUAGCUAAGAGCACGCACUCUAAUGUUACCGGGGAAACUAAACUUCCUGUUUUGACUGGGGAGGCGGUGAAGCGUCACUUGAGAUGUCACGAGACGCCAAUUACAGUUUCGAAGCCUUUAUCAAUGUAUGAUUCUGGCUCAAAUUUUGAGCCGACAGAUAGAGGCACACCAUUGCAAAAUCAAAAUUACGAUAGGGAUGCUGUUUUUAAACUGGCCCGACAUGACAGCGCAUCAGACCAAUUUGACGCUCCGUUGAAUAUGGACCCAUUCACAUCUGCAUAUUACGAACACCACUCUCAACGGAAAUCAAAUGAACAUGAUUUUGAACUCUCGCGUCCGCCUAUUGGUGAAGAAGGUGACUUCGAAUCCAUCGCUGUUUUCAUGGGACGGUUACGAACGCGAUCUGAACCUGGCGACCUGGUGUCCCGAAAAGUGUCGACCGUACAUCAGCUUCACACUCGCACCAGGUCGGAAAAUAACGAAUUGAGAACAAAAGUCCAGUUAUUUGUCAAGAAACCACUCCCAGCUUUACCACCCUCAACACUGCGCGUGAAGAAACAAGUUAUAAACGAAGUCACUAGCCAUUCAAUUUCUGGCGCUCACGCUAGUGCUAGUUGGACGCCACGAGAAAGAAGAGAAGGCAUAGUCAAUAUUCACACCUGUCCCAAUUUGAACGUGUUUUCUGACCGUUCUUGGCUGUACCAGGAUGUUUCUCGUAAUAGGCAUAGGUAUAUAAGAGGGCCGGCCACACCCGUCCCACCUGUGGAUUUCGUAUUUCGCGAGGACAAAUCUUAAAGGCCGUAGUUCCUCGUAUUAUCUUUCGUGAAUGGGAUCUUCUUGUCUUUAGAUCAUCAUGUCGACAAUAACAUUUCAUCAAGGGCCCCAAGAGAAUAGGCUGACUAAGAACAGAAAUAUGAAUCAAACCCAACAAAAGUGCGACGGCCGUUCGAGGGACAUCCUCGGAUUUGGGACACGGAGGUGACAUUGAACCCACGCGCAACUAAACGUAAUCCUGGCCUCAGAUAUCAUGGAAACUCGGUGACACUCGGACGUAAGCGAUCAUGGAAUUCCCACGGGAGAGGCCGGCACCCUAGUGACAAGACCUUUCUGCCCACUUAGAUCGUUUACGUAUUAGCUUCAUUAUGACAGACAUCCAUUUUAAACCGGUAAAGAAUACUGCUCGGAAAUAUACCGCCAAAAUCUGGCUGUAUCGAAACAGAUAACAGGCGACUCAACGCGUACUUUACCAGACCAUC